Siniperca chuatsi (mandarin fish) is the source of this 1224-nucleotide messenger RNA. Its product is annotated as butyrophilin subfamily 1 member A1-like. NCBI's taxonomy places the organism in Eukaryota, Metazoa, Chordata, Actinopteri, Centrarchiformes, Sinipercidae. The record is from RefSeq and is a predicted model, not a curated record. The coding region runs from base 376 to 1224 and encodes 282 amino acids. The transcript has 9 exons.
AGUUACAUCACACAGGUGUUUGUGUGUGUUUGUGUGUGUAGUGUAAUUUGUCUGCUCAAAUUUGAAACGUUGCGCUUUCAUCUUCGUUGUCGAUUUCAACGUGCGAAUUUCCAGCGUUGACCGAUGAGGAGGCAACAGAGAAAAGUGUUUUAAUCUGCAGGAUGUUCAGCUGACUGCAGGUGAUAGAGGAGCUGAUCAUGUGACCUUCACCUCCUUAUUACACAUUAUACAGUACACCUGCCUUAUUAAGGCUUUUAAUGGAUCAUCUGGAUGCUUUAAAAUAGACAGCCUGAGUCCACCACUGGCAAUGCUCACCUGAAGUCCACAACAUCCAGCAUGAGAGAUUAUAUGUAAACUAUAAACUGCCAGUCGACGAUGGAGUUGACACCUGAGCUGAAGGACUCCGUCAGAACUACAACAGUUUUCAGAUUUCCUGAGUGUCUGUUGGUUUUCUUCCUCCUUCUCUCAGCACCCUGUUUUGAAGGACGGCAUCAGGUGGUCGGUCCGUCUCAGCCAAUAGUGGCAACAGUUGGUGAUGACAUCAUUUUACCAUGCAACCUGGAACCUGCCAUCAAUGCUUCAGACAUGACUGUAGAGUGGGCAAGACCUGACCUGGACCCCAGAUUUGUUUAUGUGCGGCGUGACGGUGUGGAACUAGAGAGUGAAAAACGUCCGUCCUACAAAGGAAGAACGUCUCUGUCCAUCGACAAACUGAAGCUCGGAGACAUUUCACUGAAACUCUCCAAAGUGAAACUCUCUGAUGAGGGAAGGUACAGAUGCUUCAUUCCAGCACUGGGUGACUCUUUUGUUGAGCUUGUUGUUGGUGCUGUCUCCUCACCUUUCAUAGUGAGUACUGACAGAACCAGCAGUGGGGUGAUUUUACAGUGUGAGUCUGCAGGCUGGUAUCCAGAGCCUGAGGUGUUCUGGCUGGACGGUGAGGGAAAGCUCGUCUCUGCUGGACCUACAGAGACAGUCAGAGGUCCUGAUGACCUCUAUACUGUCAGCAGCAGAGUGACUGUGGAGACGAGACACGGCAACAACUACACCUGUAGAGUCCAACAGCAGAACAUCAACCAGACCAGAGAGACACACAUCCAUGUUCCAGUUGCCUGUUGGAAAUGGAAACGAAAAGUAUCUGAGAAUGUCCGGCCAUCUGUUCAUGACCUCAAGCUGAAGCGAACUUGGGUUCUGCCUGGUGGCGCCUCAGUCCUGCUGCUGCAUUGA